CAGUGAGCCUGUCUUCUUCUCACGCGCCAGGCUGUUUUUGGAUGAAGGCAGACAGGACUGUAUUACCCCAGUGCUUCAAUGGCGAAACAGGGCUGGUUUCGUCCCGUUUAUAGAUGAAGACAUUUACACUCUUUUUCUUCUCCUCGCGACUCAUUUUCAACAAAAUGUGGGACGCGCGUUCUCUCGGCGGAGACCGCGGACUUCUCUCCUCCGCUGUAGCCGCUUGACUGGAGGGGGGAUCCCGGCUCCCAUUUCAUCCUUUACUCCCUCAGGAACGAGAGGAGUUUGCAUGCAAAAGGUGGUUUAUCUCGGCAAGUCAUGGAGGGACUUUGCUAAAGAGGAUCCUACUUAGUUUAAUACCUUAGACCCCUUUUUUUCUACCCUCUCCCCACCUUUUUUUUGUCAUUUUUAACAUCCUCAGUAAGUCUCCUUUUCCAUCAAAAUGGCUGAGAAGAUUGGACCAGCAGGGCUCAAGCCCACCAACAUCAGAAACGCUCCCUCCCUGCCCCCUGAACCCAUUGACAUCAUCCGCACCAAAGCCCGCUCCCGCAGAGUCCGCCUCAACGUCGGGGGUCUGAACCACGAGGUGCUGUGGCGGACCUUGGACCGGCUUCCCAGGACCCGGCUUGGCAAGCUUCGAGACUGCAACACCCAUGAGUCCCUUAUGGAAGUCUGCGACGACUACAGCUUGAACGAAAACGAAUACUUCUUCGACCGGCACCCGGGGGCCUUCACUUCCAUCCUGAACUUUUAUCGCACAGGGAAGUUACACAUGAUGGAAGAGAUGUGUGCCCUUUCGUUCGGCCAAGAGUUAGACUACUGGGGGAUUGACGAGAUCUACCUUGAGUCGUGCUGCCAGGCCCGCUACCACCAGAAAAAGGAGCAGAUGAACGAGGAGCUGCGGAGGGAGGCCGAGACGAUGAGGGAGAGAGAGGGCGAGACAGAGUUUGAUAACACCUGCUGCCCAGACAAGAGGAAGAAGCUGUGGGAUCUCCUGGAGAAGCCCAGCUCCUCAGUGGCUGCCAAGAUUCUAGCCAUCAUCUCGAUCCUGUUCAUUGUCCUUUCCACCAUCGCUCUGUCUCUCAACACCUUACCAGAGCUCCAGGAAACAGAUGAGUUUGGCCAAGCCAACGACAACCCAAAGCUGGCCCAUGUAGAGGCUGUGUGUAUCGCCUGGUUCACCAUGGAGUACCUCCUUCGCUUCCUCUCCUCUCCUAAUAAGUGGAAGUUCUUCAAAGGCCCACUGAAUGUCAUUGACUUGUUGGCUAUUCUGCCCUACUAUGUCACCAUCUUCUUAACUGAGUCCAACAAAAGUGUUCUACAGUUCCAAAAUGUGCGCCGUGUGGUGCAGAUAUUCAGGAUCAUGAGAAUAUUGAGGAUCCUGAAGUUGGCCAGGCACUCCACAGGCCUCCAGUCUCUAGGGUUUACUUUGAGAAGGAGCUACAAUGAACUGGGGCUGCUCAUUUUAUUUCUUGCCAUGGGCAUUAUGAUAUUUUCCAGCUUGGUCUUCUUUGCUGAGAAAGAUGAAGAUGCCACCAAAUUUACCAGCAUCCCUGCCUCAUUCUGGUGGGCAACCAUUACAAUGACAACAGUGGGCUAUGGGGACAUUUACCCACAAACUUUACUUGGAAAAAUUGUGGGUGGUCUCUGCUGCAUUGCAGGGGUGUUGGUAAUUGCCCUUCCUAUCCCUAUUAUUGUUAACAACUUCUCUGAGUUCUACAAAGAACAGAAGAGGCAAGAGAAGGCCAUCAAGAGGAGAGAAGCACUUGAGAGAGCCAAGAGAAAUGGCAGCAUUGUGUCAAUGAACUUAAAAGAUGCCUUUGCCCGCAGUAUGGAACUGAUGGAUGUGGUGGUAGAGAAAGGAGAGGACAAAACCUCCAUUGACAACCACCUAUCGCCAUGCGGCUGGGAUAGCUCAGUCAGGCACUCCUCAGAGAGUAACCUGAAAUCCCCAGAUAAAAGAAACCCAGAGUCCCUGCUGCAAAGCUCCCCUCAACGAAUAAACAUCAACACCACUGGAAGUCCCCAGCGGACAAAUAGGACCCCACAGCACCUUAAUGCUCAAAAACUGGAAGAGAUGUACAACCAAAUGACCAGAUCACAGUCUUUCACCAACCUCAAUACUACAAGCUCCAUGAGCACUCUGAGCACAACAAUGACUGCCCCUGGUUCACCCAAGAAAUCUCACAGCUCUGAAUUUACAUUAAAGGAAGAAGUAGAACUAGAGAUGAAGGAGGUACAACCCUCCCUGCCAGAUAACUUUGCAAGCUGCUCUGCAAACCGAAGAAGAAAAAGCUCAGACUCAGGUGAGGCAGAAGUUGGGCCUGGUCAAAGCAGACACCACAAGGCACCAUCUGCUUUGGAUCUUAACCUACUGAGGACCAUUGAUGAACACAGCUCUCCAAGCACUAUACACAAGGAUGGCCUCUAUGAAUCUGUCAAUUCUGGAGACGGCUCAGAGCUUCAAAUAGAGGAAGGGGAGAGCAUCAACAGGGCUGUGGAGAACAUCCAGAGCUCUCCAAGAGGGAAUAAUCCUCUGAAAAUUAAAGGGUUGAAGGUGAACUUCAACAAAACCUCUGCUGAAGGCCCGCUAACACCGCCCAGCACUACCUCUCCUGGAGACAUCAGCUCCAGCAUCCUGGAAGACGAAUCGCCAGAGGGGGAGACGUCACCCCUUAUUCCAAUGGCGGAGGAGCUGUUCCCAAUUUCUGAAGAGGAGACCUGUUCAUUGUCCCCUAAGAGGCUGAUUGUGGACACCCCACCUGGUGAUGAUGAUCCGGCCUCUGAGAACCAUGACGAGAAGCAUCUGAUGGAGGUUGCAGGCGCAGCGAUUGCACCAUUGUCACCCAAAACAGCAGCACAAAAUUGCACCGCAGGUGUGGUUGGUGUGGGUGAGGAUGUCAAGGCUGACAGCAACCAAAGUGGACAUAAAGUGGAGAACCACAUAUUUACAACAGAUAUCCACCUGAUACCUGGGGAAGGCAGCCUCUCCCCGACCUUAGAAACUAGCAUGUGACUGUGAGAGAAGCUAUGCGGGGACUGCAGAAACCACUGCAACCUCGGCUUGGUGUGUGGGAAGGAACGACAAAGGUGCAGUUGUAGAGACAGAAAUUUUUGCAUGGCAUGACAAGUCCCUUUUACUUGUGUUGUUGUGUAUUGCUGAAAAAGAAACUGCAGUGCUUCGUGCAGAUUUGAGAAUGACUUUGGGACAAACAGUGGGCUUAAACGAGGAGGCUUUGAAAAUCAGAGGGAAUUCAUCAACUUGUGUAGACAUUUUGGUCCUCCAAAUGUACAUAAUGACAGUCUCCUUUUUCUAGCAAACAAAGGAAAUGCACAGAGGGACGUAUCUGUAUAAAGCAUGCAUUUAAAAAAGACAGAUAUUUUACGGUGCUUAGUUUGCUGAAAGCACUCCACUGUAAAUACUAGGACAUCAAAGGCAAUGACAAUGCACAGGAUGGCAAAGGAAUACAGUCUCUGAAGGUUCAAAUAUUUGUAAUGUGAAAGGGGCUGGGUUGGGGGGGUUGAAUUGAGAGCCCAAAAGCUGGGUGUUGCAUCGUAGCGACCUAUUAAAAAAAAACAUAUCAUUACCUUUUGUGGAAAUGCAAAGUGUUCCCAUGGCGACCCUGUAAUGUUUUUUCGCGUUGAAAAUGGUGUAUGGAACUGUAAUGUUGACAUUAUUGUUUUUUUUUUUUGUUUUCAUAACAACUGUUGAACUAUCAGUUGAGCCGAUGUUCAGUUUUGGAAUUAACAACAGUGAGCAAGAAGGACAAAACACCAUAAUCCCUCUAAAUACAUGUAGUUGCCAAAUACGUAAGUAACCAGUAAGGACAGGAACUAUCAAGGGAAUUACCGCAAUAAAAAAAAAAUAUAUAUCUAUCGUGCGGUCCAAUAAAGUUUGAGCAAGGUUCAAGAUGUGUAGUUCCCUGUUCAGCCUUUUAAUUCCAUCCAAAUCACGGAAAUAAUCCUUAUUUACUCUCCAACAUAAAAUAUAUACACCUUAAAGUAGUUUUAAGAAUAAAAUAUGAAAUAAGUAGGUCUAGACUGGUUGUAGAAAAAAGUUCUACUGUAGGUAAGUGGGAUUCCAUAAAACAGAGUUAGGACUAUUUAUUAAUUCAACACAGUAGUCCAAUCAUCAAUACACAUAUAUGCUUUCAACUAUAAUGAUCUAUUUUGGCAAUUUAAACGGGAUUGACUACCACAAAAAAUUACAAUAUUCCUUGUGGGUCAAUGGACCAAAUCAAGCACAGUAACAAGCUUAUAACUAUCUCAGCUGCAUAGUAACAUACGUGACGACAUGUAUUAUAACAGUAGUUGUUGUUUUUCUCUCUCUUUUUAAUGUUUCUUUUUUCCUGCAUUGUGUUCAUUGUCCAACCCUCAGCACCCUGAUGUCUGUGUUGAGAUUUGUUCCAAACUACUGCAAGUUUAACCGGUCCUGCUGAUGAUGUAUAUCCUUAGUGUCUUGGAAUGUCAUUAUUGUGUUUAAUUGUGAACAAAACAAUUUUCAGUCAAACUUAAACCUAAAGGAGAUUUUUUUUUUUCUCGUCUUCUUUCUCGCUUUUUGUUUUUACACUGACUGAAAAUAUCUGUUUUAUGUUGCCUUUUGAUUCCAAUUUUAUUGCUGGAAUAUUUGUUUAUUAUUUCAGCAUGACACUUGGCUGAGUGUACUAGAGUUGUGUUUGUGAAAGCCGCACAAACCUGAAUGGUACCAAGAGGAAGUAUGUGGUUGAAUUCUCUGUUAUUGGUUUUGUUGUUUCUUCUUUCUUUUGCGUAUUAUUAUUAUCAUGUUUUUAUGUUCUGACAGAGAGGUGUGGAAUGUGCAAUACAGCAUACUGCAAAUCUAUGCAGGCCAAGAAAUGUGGCACUUUAUUUUCUGUCUAUGGGAUUUGUAAGUGUACAGGCAGAAAUUACUUGUAUUUUUCAAACGUUAUAUCUUUAAUAUGAGGCAAAACAGUAUUACAACUACCAGAAACUCACAAACAAUGCAAAUGAGAAUUUAAAUUAUACUUUUUCAUAUCAUAUGGCAUAUAUGCUCUCGAGCACCUUAAUGCCAGAUAUCAAUGUACCUCAAAUAUGAUUAUCUGUGGAAAUAGGCAUCCAAAUUGACCACUUUUGGCCUUUUAUAUUACUGUUGGAUUUGCAUUAAAAAAUCUGACAAAUUUCUGUGGGAGAUAUUAAGAUAAUCUAAUUUCAAUGGCCACACACAAAGGAUUUUAUGUUUUUUGUGAAUUAACGUUGAGAAUGAUCUAUUUUUUCUAAACCAAAAUGGAGCACGACCACAAUUUCCUGCCAUGUGGUGGUUGAAAUGAUGCGUGCCUUUUCAUAACACUGCAGUUUAUGAGAAGGUAGCGAGUCAUUUUGCUUUGUUCAUAUAGCACUGUACAGAAAAUUCUAAUUUUAUAGGAGAAAUCAGGUCUUUAUGUAAUAGAUACAAGUAAUGUUAUUGAGUUCUCAGGUUUUCUAUAACUCUCUGAUGUUCCAAUUGGAUAAAAUUCUCUGUUUUUCUUUAACAGCUAAAUGUCAACUAGUAACUUCUGUACUUUUUGAAAGGUGAUGUUGUCAAAUCCACACUGAUGUCUUGGCUCCUGGAGCAAGGAGCGGCAAUAUUUCCCCCUCCUCCGAAGUAAUCUGUGUACCACAUUCAGUGUCCACCCCAUCAGUGUUCAGUGAGGCAGGAAGCAGCACAAACAAAGGGACAGAAGUCGGACGGAUAGAGUUUAAAGGCUGAGAAUUCGACAGAGGAGAGUGUGAUGUGUCUAACUUACCACAGACAGGCGGGAGGGGAUCCCUGAACCGAUACAUCUGAUUAUUUCCCAUGCUGACGCCAUUGAAUGCUCCAAUCCUUACAGCUUCAGAGGCUCUAACCUCAUGGCAUGCCCUUAGAAACAGUGAUCAAUGGAUUGAAGGAAAGCCAGGAUGAGGGAAGGCUAUGAGAGUACAGAGGAGAGGUGAAAUGGAGUCCUUCAAUAUGGUAACAUCACAUCAGUGCUCAGUUGUGGUCCAUAUUUCCUUUUGUCUGUGUACUGUAUGCCCAGACCUACAUAAUUAAGCUCAGAAUUAUUCUUGGAGUUAUUGAUCCCUGAUGGAAACAAAUUCUUUGUUACCCCUCUGAAGUUAAAAAAAAAAGAAAAAAAAAGUGUGGUCAUUGGUGGUUUUUGUUUGGGGUAUUCAUUAGUCUUUUUUUUAAUGAAGGAAAUGACAUGAUAUCAUUUAUUUCUGUACCUGUACGUUCAAUUGAAUGUUUUCCUUCAUCCCAUGUUUUCUUGUUACCAUGUUUCUGUGUUAACCUCAAGUAAUCCUUCAUUUUGACAGGUAGGGUAGACCAAACAAGAGAUUUGGAUUGAUCAGCUAUAUUCUCCUGGGAUGAUGUUUGUGUGGACACUUACAUUAAUUCUGCGAGCUGACAGUAAACGCACUGUGCUCUGUCUCACUGUCUCACAAUGGCAUUAUCAUCUGUGAUACUGUGCAGAGAGGAAGGUUGUGUCUUUAUUUUCUCUGAGAGAAUGGGUAUUGUCCAUGUGGCUCAUGCGUGCUUAAUGAACCCUGCUCCCUAAAAUGCAUAAAGCAUUGUUUUCUUCUUAUUUCUCGAUGUAUUCUGCCUCCCACAUUUUUUCUUUUUUUCUUUUUGAUUUGUUAUUUUAUGUUUUGGAAAACAUAAUCAUUAGACACAUUCUAAGCUACAGACUGUUUCUGUACAAAACAACAUCUUUGUAUGCAUGUAGUAGUCCGGACAAUUAUGUGACCACAGAACACUUUGUUAUGGUACAUGUAUGUCAACAUUUCUGUAGAGCAUCGUUCCCCAUUACGUCUAUUAGCAUAUGCAGAAUAAUAAAUAAAUGUGUAUAUAAUU
Messenger RNA from Labrus bergylta (ballan wrasse), 6847 nucleotides. RefSeq names its product potassium voltage-gated channel subfamily B member 2b (gene kcnb2b). Gene Ontology annotation, cellular component: voltage-gated potassium channel complex; membrane; neuronal cell body. Lineage: Eukaryota; Metazoa; Chordata; Actinopteri; Labriformes; Labridae. The record is from RefSeq and is a predicted model, not a curated record. Gene Ontology annotation, biological process: protein homooligomerization; potassium ion transmembrane transport. Gene Ontology annotation, molecular function: delayed rectifier potassium channel activity; protein binding.